CGUUGUUCGUGUUCACCGUGAAACACGUUCAGCUGUGCAGAAAUAUCGCAUUUCCGUUCACCAUGAGAGUUUCAAUCCAUCUGCUCAGAAUGGGAAGAAGACGAGACAAUUUGGACCAAGAAACGAAAUCAAAUAGAAAGGAAGUAGGAGAAAAAGAAAGAGAUGGAGACGAGGAAGGUGGUGCUGGUUUUGGCUGCGCUGACGACCGUUUCCACCGUCGUCGCUUUAACGCUUUCCGUGCGGAGCUUGAAGCGACAGAGCGAGCGGCGGCGGAGGCAAGCGCAACGGAUUAUCCGGAAAUUCGCUAGGGACUGCGCCACUCCCGUUCACAAGCUUCGUGCUAUUGCUGACGACGUCGUUUCUGAAAUGCAGAACGCCCUGUCUUCUUCCAAUCAGAAAUGCAGCAGCUUACAAAUGCUUCCUUGCGAGGUCGCAUCACUUCCUACUGGGGAGGAGAAAGGAUUACAUUACGGGAUAAAUCUCCGGGGAGACAAUUUUUUAAUUUUGCAAGCAAAACUUGAGGGUAAGAAUGAACCCGUUACAGAAUUGUCCAGACACGAAAUUUCUAUUCCUCAAGAUGUAAUCAAUGGGACUUCAAAGGAUUUAUUUGACUUGAUUGGUCUGGAGCUAGCGAAAUUUAUCACAAUGCGGGGGGAGAGCACAAAGAAUUUGCAAGGAGGACAAAGAAUACUUGGAUUCACCAUAUCACAGCUUCCGGUGGUCGAAUCUUCAGCCUCAAUGGAUGCUGCCAUAAAAUUGAAUUGUUCAUCCAUCGAUGACAUAAUUCAGGCAAAGGAAGUGUAUGUGAAUGAAAUCAAUGAAUGUUUGGAAAAGCAUGGUGUGGAAAUGCGAGUUCUUGCAUUGGUUGAUGACACAAUUGGAGUUUUAGCGGGAGGAAGAUACUACAGUCGAGAAAGUGUGACAGCUGUCACCCUAGGAAUGAGCACCAAUGCGGCUUAUGUAGAAUCAUCUAAUGCAGCAGAAAACUGGCCUGGCAAGCCUCAUCAAUCUAGUGAAAUUGUUGUUGAUAUGCAAUGGGGAAACUUCUAUUCAAGUAAUCUCCCCAUUACAGAGUUUGAUGCUUCUUUAGACACUGAAAGUUCAAAUCCUGGUUGCAGGAGAUUGGAGAAGCUGAUUUCAGGCAUGUAUUUAGGAGAGAUUGUUAGAAGAGUGUUGCUGAAGAUAGCUCAAGAGACAUGUUUAUUUGGUGACCCUGUGCCACCUAAGCUAGCAACUCCAUACCUGUUGAGCUCACCUGAUAUGGCUGCAAUGCAUCAGGACAUGUCGGAGGACUACGAAGUGAUCAAUGAAAAACUGAAAGAGAUUUUUGAGAUAACCGCCUCCACUCCAAUUUCAAGGGAAAUAGUAUCAGACAUAUGUGACAUAGUUGCUCAGCGUGGAGCUCGGCUAGUUGGGGCCGGGAUUAUUGGAAUAUUAAACAAACUGGAGAGACUUAAAAACAGAAUAAGCAUAGUUACCGUAGACGGUGGACUAUAUGAGCAUUAUCGGGUCUUCCGCAGCUAUCUCAACAGCACAGUAUGGGAAUUGCUUGGCGACGAGCUCUCUGACAAUGUAAUACUCGAACACUCUCAUGGCGGUUCUGGUGCGGGGGCUGUUUUCCUAGCCGCUUUGCAUUCCCAACACUCGGAUUCCUCAUAAUGUUCGUUGUUUUCUUCUUCUGCACUUUUAGGCUCUGCUUGGCUGGUAGCCUUUAUGUUAGAUUAUAGUUUAAUGGGAUAAGGGUCAGAUAGGGCCUCGAACUUGAAAAAAAAUGUCAAAUAAGGCCAUAUUUAGGAUGCUCUGUCCGGCCGAUGCCAUUUGGGGCAGUUCCUGGUGGAAUUUUUUGAUGAAUUUUUUUGAG
Cuscuta epithymum is the source of this 1861-nucleotide messenger RNA. The record is from the annotation of a GenBank genome assembly. Lineage: Eukaryota; Viridiplantae; Streptophyta; Magnoliopsida; Solanales; Convolvulaceae.